ACUCAUUAUAUUAUCAUGUGACACCGAUUAGUACAUAUUACAAUCUAUAAUAGAGUGCGGUAUUGUGCCGGUUGCAUUAAAAACCUCAACUUAUUACUUGUUUACUUCAGGAAUAGAAGUCCUGAAAAAUGGCCCCAGCAGCCACGAACCUUAAACCCUACCUAAACGAUGACCCAAUUGGAAUCAAUGCCGUUCUCCUCGGACCUCCGGGCUCCGGCAAAGGGACACAGGCUCCCCUUCUAAAAAAAAAGUACUGUGUUUGUCACCUGUCUACUGGGGACAUGCUCCGCGCUGAGGUGGCCUCUGGAUCUGAACUCGGACGGAGCCUGAAAAAGACCAUGGAUGAGGGGAAACUGGUCUCUGACGAGAUGGUGGUUGAUAUGAUUGACAAGAACCUGGAUGCCCCAGAGUGCAAGAAUGGCUUCCUGCUUGAUGGCUUCCCUAGGACGGUCCCACAGGCUGAGAAGCUGGAUGAACUACUGCAUAGAAGGAAAACUGGUCUGGAUGCCGUGAUUGAGUUCAACAUCAGCGACAGCCUGCUGGUGAGACGGAUCACCGGCCGCCUCAUCCACCCGCCCAGCGGCCGCAGCUACCACGAAGAGUUCCACCCUCCGAGGAAGCCCAUGACUGAUGAUGUCACAGGUGAACCUCUCAUAAAAAGAUCUGACGACAAUGUGGAUGCACUGAAGAAGCGCUUGGCCACCUACCACUCCCAGACAGUUCCUCUUAUUGACUAUUACAUGAGGAAGGGGCUUCACUAUCGAGUGGACGCCGCACAGGCAGCCGACAAUGUCUUCUGUCGCAUUGACAACAUCUUCAAGAGUCAGAUCUUUUCUAGGGCUAAGAACUAGUGUCAACUUUCUUAAGAAUAAAAUUUUGUACAAAUGUUUUUUUUAAUAAACAUCAUUGGUUAUCGAUUGUUUGUUAUGAGGUGUUGUAGAGAUACUUCGUAAAAUAUUGGAGAUACUUUUGCUCUGGUGAAUACAGUUAAUGGAUCAUUA
Molecule: messenger RNA, 1001 nt
Organism: Plutella xylostella (diamondback moth)
Lineage: Eukaryota; Metazoa; Arthropoda; Insecta; Lepidoptera; Plutellidae
Source: RefSeq, a predicted model, not a curated record